Xenopus laevis (African clawed frog) is the source of this 2176-nucleotide messenger RNA. RefSeq names its product arachidonate 12-lipoxygenase, 12R type S homeolog (gene alox12b.S). The record is from RefSeq and is marked provisional. Lineage: Eukaryota; Metazoa; Chordata; Amphibia; Anura; Pipidae. Gene Ontology annotation, biological process: lipid oxidation. Gene Ontology annotation, cellular component: cytoplasm. Gene Ontology annotation, molecular function: iron ion binding; metal ion binding; oxidoreductase activity.
GCAAGUAAGUUGCAGCAAGCACCUAUCCACUGUCGCCCAUCCGCUGUCGCCCAUCUGUCUGGUGCUGAGAGAGGAAAGUGAGAGAAAUGGUGACUUAUAAAGUAGAAGUGGAGACGGGCAAGGACGUCUAUGCUGGGACCAUGAACUCCAUCUCAGUGGUGCUGAUUGGGUCUGGAGGAGAAAGCCAGAAAAACCCACUGGAUCGCUGGGGGAAAGAUUUCCAUCCUGGUGCCAGAGAUUUAUAUGAAGUGAAAUGUGAUAAAGAUCUCGGGGAGAUCCUGGUGGUGCGACUCUACAAAGAACCUUUUACUUGUUUCCCGGUGGACGACUGGUUCUGCAGAUCCAUUAAAGUGACCUGCCCCAAUGGAGAAACAUCUGAAUUCCCAUUUCAUUUGUGGUUCUCAGGCUGCGGAACCUUUGAGAUUCAACAAGGGAAAGGAAUAAUCCUGGGGGACAGUGUCAGUCCCGUUAUAAAGAAACAGAGAGAAGAAGAACUGGAGCAGAAGAGACAGACACACAAGUGGAAAACAUACGCUGUAGGGGUCCCUCGCUGUAUCAAUGUCAACGAUGUUAAAGAACUGUCCCCAAACGAUCGAUUCUCCUUCUUGAAGACAGUCAGUUUUGGAUUUGGGUUUUUUUCCAGUUCUCUUGGGCCUAAGCUGAAAGGCUUCCUAAAAUGCUCCAACUCCUGGACCGACCUUUGUGACAUCAAGAGAGUCUUCUCCAUCCAAUGGACACCAAUCUCAGAUCUGGUGUCUGAGCUGUGGAAUGAAGAUACUUUCUUUGGGUACCAGUAUCUAAAUGGAUUAAAUCCACUGAUGAUCCAGAAAUGUCUCGGGAUUCCUGAUAAUUUCCCUGUUGAUGAUGUGACGGUGUCUGCGAUUCUAGGGACGUCCACAACCCUCCAGAAUGAACUGCAGAAUGGAAACAUCUUCCUGGCAGAUUACAAGAUCCUUCAGGGAAUCUCUACAAAUGUUGUUAAUGGAGAAACCCAAUAUCUUGCUGCCCCAAUGUGCCUGCUCUGGAAAUCCCCCCAGGAUAAAGUUGUGCCUAUUGCUAUUCAGCUGAAUCAAACCCCAGGGGAGGAGAACCCAAUCUUCCUGCCUACUGACCCCAAGUGGGACUGGACUUUGGCCAAGCUGUGGGUGCGAAACUCUGAGUUCCAGGUCCAUGAGAUUGUCUCUCAUUUCCUCUACACUCAUUUGUGUGCUGAGAUCUUUAAUGUCACUACCACCCGGCAUCUCCCAAUGGGCCACCCUGUGUACAAGCUGAUCCACCCACAUCUCCGUUACACCCUGGAGAUUAAUACACUCGCCCGACAGACUCUUAUUGGCCCAGACGGCUUCUUUGAUCAGGCUGUGGUGAUUGGGAAUGGGGGAGUCCCUGUGCUACUUGCAAGAGCCACGGAGAGUCUGACCUACAGCGCCCUCUGUCUCCCGGAUGAUAUUCAGGCAAGAGGAGUUGAGUCUGUUCCCAAUUAUUUCUACAGAGAAGACGGGAUGAGAAUCUGGAAAGCCAUGGAAAGCUAUGUGUCUAACAUUGUCCAUUACUAUUACCCGAAUGAUCAAACCGUCUCUAAAGACCCAGAACUUCAGGCUUGGGUGGCAGAGAUCUUCCAGGAAGGCUUCCUGUCUAAUACAAACUCAGGAAUCCCAUCAUCCUUUGUAACCCGGGUGGAGCUGACCAAAUACCUGACUAUGGUGAUGUUCACAUGUUCUGCUCUACACGCUGCAGUAAACAGUGGCCAGUUUGACUUCUACUCCUGGAUGCCCAAUGGUCCAUCCACCAUGAGGAAACCUCCCCCUACUGCUAAGGGCGCCACCACCUACCAGAGUAUCCUGGAGACGUUACCAGCUAUAAACACAACUGCUUCAACCAUGGUCACUGUCAAUCUCCUCAGUAGAGAGCCACUAGAUCGGAGACCACUCGGACGAUACAUAAACAAGAACUUUGUUGAAGAUGUGCCAAAGAAAUGUGUUGAGCAAUUCAGAGAUACGUUAUGUGAGAUUUCAAAGGAUAUCAAACUGAGGAACAAGAUGCAGAAACUAACGUACCAUUACCUGGAUCCUGAGGAAAUUGAGUGCAGUGUCUCUAUAUAGUUGCAACUCCCAUGGGGAUCAGUCUCAUUCUAUACUUCUUUCUGCUUUAUAAUGUGUCUAAAUAAACAUGUAACACU